Cyprinus carpio (common carp) is the source of this 912-nucleotide messenger RNA. RefSeq names its product thymidylate kinase-like. Bases 5 to 778 code for a protein of 257 amino acids. Gene Ontology annotation, cellular component: cytoplasm; cytosol; mitochondrion. NCBI's taxonomy places the organism in Eukaryota, Metazoa, Chordata, Actinopteri, Cypriniformes, Cyprinidae. Gene Ontology annotation, biological process: dUDP biosynthetic process; dTTP biosynthetic process; dTDP biosynthetic process. The record is from RefSeq and is a predicted model, not a curated record. Gene Ontology annotation, molecular function: dTMP kinase activity; ATP binding. The transcript has 5 exons.
AAAGAUGUGGGGCGGGCCUGCACGAUACGAAUUUCCGGAAGUUUUCCUUUUUAAAGAAAAGUACCGCGUAAAGAAAUCACGGCGUGUCAGUAUUUGCUCCCUGUUGUUCUGCCUUUUUAAAAGAGUAUUUUUAAGAGCAAUGUCUUACAGAAGAGGAGCUUUAAUUGUUCUUGAGGGAGUAGACAGAGCUGGGAAAACAACGCAAUGUCAAAAACUCGUGCAGGCGCUACAGCAGAGCGGACAAGCGGCAGAAAUGAUGCGAUUUCCAGACAGAGCCACUAAAAUUGGUCAGCUGAUCAGUUCGUACCUGGAGAAGAAAAGUAAUCUGGAGGAUCACACUGUUCACCUGCUGUUUUCUGCAAACCGAUGGGAAAUGGUGCCUCUGAUCAGACAGAAGUUGGAAGAAGGGAUCAAUCUAGUGGUGGACCGUUAUGCGUUUUCAGGAGUGGCCUUCACUAGUGCCAAACCUGGGUUCUUUCUGGAGUGGUGCAUGAAUCCAGAUAUGGGACUUCCAAAACCAGACCUGGUGAUGUUUUUGCAGCUCAAUCCCAGUAUGGCAGCAAACCGUGGAGAAUAUGGGAUUGAACGGUAUGAGACGAGCGCUUUCCAACGCACAGUUCAGCAAAGAUUUGAAGAGCUCAUGCAAGAUUCCUCAGUCAACUGGAAGGUAAUUGAUGCUGCAAGGACCAUAGAAGAGGUGCACAAAGAUAUUAAGCUUCUGAGUGAAGACAUCAUCAGUUUGGCCCAGAAUCAGCCAGUUGGAGAGCUGUGGAGGUGAACGGAUCACCGGCUCUGAGAGCUUUUACACUUUUUCCUAAGUUUUUCUGUCACUAUAUGAAGUAGUACAGAAAAUGCAUAAUUAUUGUAUUUUAACUUUUUAAUGAUUUGAUAAAUAAAUAUUCAUAAAAUAAA